Carassius gibelio (silver crucian carp) is the source of this 1137-nucleotide messenger RNA. RefSeq names its product family with sequence similarity 221 member A (gene fam221a). The transcript has 4 exons. The coding region runs from base 103 to 768 and encodes 221 amino acids. NCBI's taxonomy places the organism in Eukaryota, Metazoa, Chordata, Actinopteri, Cypriniformes, Cyprinidae. The record is from RefSeq and is a predicted model, not a curated record.
CAGGCGGCAAGAACAACAUUCAUUGUAAACCAGUUGCAGAGUCAGUGUUGCAGCUCGAGAAGUAAUUUAUAUCAACAGGCAAAUCUACAAAAAAGACUGGGAAUGGAAAAGAUACACAUCGACAAACACGCAACCAAUGCAGUGGAGGCAUAUUUAGAAUACAAAAGGAUUGUUGGGGAAGAUGAUGGAGGGAGGCUGUUUUCAGAGGAAGAGUACAAGAAAUACAAAGAGACAGUGGUGCCAAGAAGAAUACAAAACCGUCUAUAUGUUAGUUUUGGGGUCCCGGGACAGAUAGACUGUAAACUGGUUGGACCAGAGACACCUUGCUUCUGUACACACAGGUAUAAACAACAUUGCACAGACUUUGAGGAGUUGCCAAAGGAAAGGCCUAUAAUCUUGCCUUGUAGGGUCAAAGGUUGUCAGUGUGUGUCCUAUGAAUAUGUUCAUAUCAACGGCUCUAAACCAGUACGCUGUCAGUGCAAACACACAACCAGUGAACACAGUGAAGCUAUAGCCCAUCAGUGCAGAAAAUGCACUCGCUGCACUGGCUAUCGAAGUCCAUUCACCUGUGGAUGUGGUCAGCCUGGAUAUGCCCAUGUGACGCUGGUUGAAACUACAGAAGAGUGCAUGAGACGGGGACGUCCGGUGGGCAUAGCUGUUCCAUAUGCAGCUAUGGGAGGUUUAACUGGGUUCAGCUCACUGGGGGACGGCUACCUGAGACUGGAUUCAGGUGGCAUAGGCAAUACAUGUGAACAGCACACAGAAUAGGCUAAAUGUCACCUGACAGUGGUUCCACAACAAACAGAAUGUUAGCAUUAGGUUAGCACUCACCAUUAGUCAACAUUAUGCUUGUUUAAUUAUGUUACAUUUUAUGCUUUCUGUUUUGCCUGAGAGAAUUCUUAAUAUUUGUCUAGUGGCAUAUUGCUUAAUUACAGCAAAUAUUUUUCAACAGUGUGUAUUUAUUCAUCAUAACAUCAGUAUAAAUGUAUUUAUGAUAUUUGCAUAAUGUAUUUAUAUAAUAAUAUAUUAACAUGAAUAAAAUAAAGAAAUAGAAGUAAACUCAUACUGAUAUUAAGAUUAAUAAUUUAAAAUAAUCAGAUCUAAUUAAGAACCAUUAAAAUACAUAAAAUCAAGAAA